Spinacia oleracea (spinach) is the source of this 2878-nucleotide messenger RNA. RefSeq lists its product as uncharacterized. The transcript has 5 exons. NCBI's taxonomy places the organism in Eukaryota, Viridiplantae, Streptophyta, Magnoliopsida, Caryophyllales, Amaranthaceae. The coding region runs from base 447 to 2531 and encodes 694 amino acids. The record is from RefSeq and is a predicted model, not a curated record.
UGAAAUAACCCCUAAUUUGAAUUAGUGAAAAAUUAGGGUUCAUAUAAAAAUCGAUUUGGGGAUUUUGUAAAUGUUAGUUGGUUUGACAAAUUAAGCUUAUUGAGUGGUAAUUACCUUGAUUAUCACUGUUUCUCAAAAGAAGCGGAAGAAAGAGAACAAGCGAAAAAAAGUUCCAUUUCACGUAUAAUAAACAGGAAAAAUCUCAGAAGGAAUACCCAAAGAGGAAAUUAGGUCAACAAAAAGUUCGUUCUUCCUCUCACUCAUCACUUCAAUUUCUUCUCAAACUCCCAUCUUUUCAUUGUCUCAUUAUCUAAUUUUAUCCCCAAUUCCUCUCUUGCAUUCAAUUCUGUUCGAAUCAACCUUUUAACUUCUAACCUAAUCAAAUUCCUUUCAAUUUCAGAUUUUGGUGCCAACUUCUUCACUGAAAUUAAACUAAAUUAUUCCUCAUGGCCGUUCAAGAUUCAUUUUACAUUGUAAAAGAGAAGACCCAGUUAUCCACGCUGAACAGUUUGAAGCCUAUCCUUAAACUAUUGUAUUGCUCGAUAUGUUCAUCUUUCAGUGAUAAGAGUGAUACCAAAAAUGGUUUCCAGCUCAAAUUUGGAAAUACGACUAUGUUGUCCAAUAUCUUGUUUGAAGAGCUCCAUAAAAGGUUACAAUCCAUGGAUAUAAAGGUUGGAUUGGCUGUAUUACCUGUUAAUGGGAACGAUUCAGCGGAAGAGUUGCUUAUGAUUUUAAGAUGUUGUGUUCUCUUGGUGAGGCUGCAUCCAUAUGAUCAAAUCCUUAUAGAGAAACUCCAGUUUGGUGUUUCUUUACUUCGCCGAUUGUCUUUUCAACGGAUAUUGACUCGUUCUCAAAGUAAUUAUGCUGGCUGUACAGAGUCAUCUUCUCUUGAUUUCAAUGCCAACCCAUCUAACUUGUAUUUACAACAAAUGCAGGAGGUCUAUUUGGAUGAGGUGUUUGCAGAGAGACCGUUCAUGGAGUGUAUUGGGAUUUCAGACUCUGUCCCUUCCACUUUUCAUGACCAGGCUAUGUGCCCUUCUAUACAGAUUGAGAGUGUCCUUGACAUUAUAGCUGCUCAUUUUCUUAUAUCAUUUUCUGGAGAAGACGUCCUUCAAACUUUUAUGGAAAGUCUAGUUUGGACAAAUAAAAAUGUUGUUUCUUCUCGUGAACUGAGCUUGCCUGUGGCGUUAUCAUUGAUCAAUCACCCUGUCAUGAUGUCUUCCUCAAUACUUCUUCGUUCACAUCUGAUAUAUUUGGCGUCCGAAGUUAUUGGCAUCUGUGAUUUUACCCCCAAAUCGGGCCCAAAUGUGAAAUGUUGGGAAGGAUAUCAAUAUACGCUUUUUGACUCGGUCACUUUGUACUAUGAACAUAUGUCUAAAUUGAUGACUGGUUCUUGUUCCCCUGGGAGCAUUGUCCAAAACCCUAUUGAGUCACAUUUCCACUCUGACAUUCAUGAUAGAAUCAUCUUUAUGCUUGUUGAUUGGGAUAAUGCCUGGAGAGCACGAGCACGUAACAGUGGGAUUUUUAACAAGACACUCUCUAGCAUGGAAAUUGAUGCUAUUUCCUACAUAGAGAUGAAUAUUUAUUUAGUGGAUGAAACUUACAGAGAUAAUGUGUGCUUCUUUCUUGGUAAAUUGAUAAGAGAACUUGUUUCUGUUGAAAUUGAUCAAGCAUCUUUGCAAAGUUUUGAGGAAAUGACAGUGCACGAAUUUUACCUGCUUGCUUCUAUAUUGAAGCUGAUGAGCUGCUCUUUGUUGCAAGCUAAUCGCUCAGAUAAGAUUUUGAGUUGUUUGAUAGCAUUCUUGAAGAAAAGAGACACACUUCCAGGUCACGGUGUGAUGAGUUUUUUCGCACAGAACAAGUUCUGCUUACCAAUUGAAGUCCAAAAUUUCAUAGUUGGUGCCCUGAAAUCAAAUUUAUCUACAUGUGAAGAAUUUGAGUUCAUGUUUGUGCAUUUUGCUGGCCUUUUGUCAUUUUCCAUAGUCAGUGGGUUGCACAUCCUAAUGAAGGGAUGCUUAUUCUUAAUGCUGAUUCUCGCAAAUAGUUUAGCUUUGGAAUUAAGAACCGAAUCACCCACAUGUGUGCCUUCAAAGGUCUCUGUUGCUAGUUCUUUUGGUACAUCUCAAAAGGAUACUUUAGCUUUGGAUUUAAGAACUGAGCCACCCACAUGUGUGCCUUCUAGUUCUUCUGGUACAUCUCAAAAGAUUCGUGUACGAAAGACAUCUAGCCACAGAGUUGCAUCAUGCUUUCGGAAAGAAAGGCAAAAGGUGUUGAGGGUAAUAAAUCCCGAUGAUCCAGAUUUAUCAGAUGAGGAAACUUGCAAUGGGGAGAAAUACCUCAGGAGCCUUAACGUGAGUCAGAAGGAUAUUGACGAGCUUGCUGAUUUUCUCGUGUGCAGUCCAUGGAGAGACUACAAUGCUCGUUUAGAAUACAGUAAUAAAUUAAGGCACAGGAGAGCUAUGGUGCGUGCUAGGCGACUGCGGCGGAAGAAGAUGCAGGCUUUCGGUUUUGUUAGAAAGUGGAAGAAGUAAAAGGAAGUUAUAGGAAAGCCUGUGAAUUUACAAAGUAAAUCAUUAAUACAAUUUUAGAGAAAUGUACAAGUUAAAAAAAGCCUAGAGGGUUACUUUUGUGGUGUUCUAAUGAUCCUUAGUUUAGGUAGUGUAUAAAGAAAAUGACCCUUAGUUUAGCUAGUGUAUGAAAAGGAAAUGAUCCUUAGUUUAGGUAGUGUAUGAAGAAAAUGAUCCUUACUUCUAAAGACUGUAAUUUGCUUAUGGAAGACAUCACCAUGAGUUAGGAUAUGCUGGAGGUGUUGUAUAUAGUUGGUGUAGGUUUUGUAUGACACAUAAUGAAAAGCUCAAUCAAAGCGCUUGAUUGGUGA